Oncorhynchus masou masou (cherry salmon) is the source of this 869-nucleotide messenger RNA. RefSeq names its product growth hormone-regulated TBC protein 1-A-like. The record is from RefSeq and is a predicted model, not a curated record. Lineage: Eukaryota; Metazoa; Chordata; Actinopteri; Salmoniformes; Salmonidae. The coding region runs from base 42 to 869 and encodes 275 amino acids. The transcript is spliced from 8 exons.
AGCGGUUGGAGGACUUUGACUAUGAGUCGUAUGAGGAGUUGAUGUCAGAGUACCUGGCCGUGCUCACCAGGAGGUCCAUCAGAUGGUCCAGGCUGUUGCAGGGACGGGGGCGGCUGGAGAAGAGCAUCAAGGUGAAGCGGUAUGUGCGUAAGGGCGUGCCCAACGAGCACCGAGGGCUGGUCUGGAUGACAGCCAGCGGGGCCCAGGAGCACCUGGAGAAGAACCCAGGCUACUAUCACUCUCUACUGGACACUACCAAGCAACAGCACGACCCCAAGCUGGUAGACUCCAUACGCACAGACCUGAACAGAACCUUUCCUGACAACAUCCAGUUCCGCAAGACGUCGAACCCAUGUCUCCAGAAAACCCUGUACAACGUGCUGCUAGCGUACGGACACCACAACCCAGCUGUGGGCUACUGUCAAGGCAUGAACUUCAUCGCUGGGUACCUCAUCAUCAUCACUAAAGAUGAGGAGAAAUCAUUCUGGCUGAUGGACGCUCUACUGGGCAGGAUACUACCAGACUACUACACCCCAGCCAUGCUGGGUCUGAAGAUGGACCAGGAGGUUUUAGGGGAGCUUGUGAGGACCAAAGCCCCAGUUGUGUGGCAGGCCAUGGGGCAACACAACGUCAUGUGGACCCUGGUGGUGUCCAGGUGGUUCAUCUGUCUCUACAUAGACGUCCUGCCUGUAGAGACAGUUCUGCGUAUCUGGGACUGUCUGUUCUCCGAGGGUUCUAAGAUUCUGUUCCGUGUGGCUCUGAGAAAAUCUUCACGGAACCGUGAAGCCUCUCCAUGUCGUCAGGUCACUGCUCCAGGGCAGACGUGUUCUGAGGUCAGUCUGCUCCAGGGCAUCGCUGAGGAGUCCUGA